CACAACAUGGCUGGAGCAGGCAGCAACGGAGACGCCCUGCCUCCCCGGAUGGAGAUCAUAGAGAUGAAUGGCAAGUUAAGAAACAGGCAAGAAAUUGUGAAUGGACUGAACAUAUUUUUGGAAGAAAAUGAAGAAGAAGCCUCUUUAGAAGAACUGGAAGAAGAAUCUGACAUGUUUGAGGAGGAAGAAACUGAAGCUCUGAAUGAAGAUGGUUCCAAAGAAGCACACAAUAAUGUAAGAACGUCUCAUAAAGUGUCCCUCAGGAGUAUUGCAUCAAUGACAGAUGAAGAGAGAUUUAAUAUGAGAAUUAAGAAGUUUGGUAUAAAUACAAGUAAAGAAUUCAGAAAAUCACCAGGGGCUUCUUGCUUUGGACUGCCUCUGUCAACGGGCAAAGAAAAUGCUGAUAUGGAAAAGAAGAGGAGGCGCCUGGAACGUUUUGGACUCCUAUGAUUCACUUCUGCAUCUUCUCUCCAGAUUUUCUAUGUUAAAAGUAAAGAGAAGAUCCAAUUUCAACAUUUCAUCUACUCAUUAUCAUCAAUUCUUUAAUUUUUCCAUUGACAUUGGUUUGUACUUAUAAUGUCACUGCUAUAAUUUAUAAAUAAAAACAGUCACCCAUAUUUACUAUA
Molecule: messenger RNA, 626 nt
Organism: Grammomys surdaster
Lineage: Eukaryota; Metazoa; Chordata; Mammalia; Rodentia; Muridae
Exons: 9
Coding region: 7-450 (147 amino acids)
Source: RefSeq, a predicted model, not a curated record